AUGGCAUUAGCGGCCUCACUCGUAGUAGGGGCAUUCUUGGAGAAGGGGCCCCGCAGGCAGUUACCGUCCAUGAGGCCCUUAAGGAGGGGCAAGAGAAGGGACGCUUUUUCCCAAGGCGUCCGGGAGAAUCACAACAAAGAAAGAUGCGAUUUUCGAAGGGAAGAGCGGAGAACGAAGCGAAGAGACGUUUCUGGACAGCAGCCUGAGAGCGAAAACAAUCUGAUAUUUGAGAGAUGCAAAUGCGAAGUCGCAAUUUAUGAAGUCUUUAUUUUGACGGGAAAAAUCGGAGCACCACUGUUGAGAGUUACGGACGCUCUAAGGACGGUUGAGAAUAGAAAGGAAGAAGAGCAAGCAAAAGAGAAGGAGAGAAAUAAUGCUAGGUCGUGGAAAGCGAAGGGGAAGGAACGAGGUGAAGCUCGCAAUUGUCGUUUCCAUAGUGAUUUAUAUCUCGAAAGUCCGAGCAUCCAAGGAAGCUAUAAGAGACCGGUCGUUCCCAGUAGGCGCUCAGUUAGAUCAAAAUCGUUCGAAGGAGUUCCAUCGCCAACUCCAUUCAAACGGCAGUCGAGAUUCAACGCAUCAGCGAGUCAUCAGCAAGCAGAUUUCGCGCGAGUUUUCGUUUUACCGUUCUUCAACAUGCGUGAAUGUAUAUCCGUCCACGUGGGGCAGGCGGGAGUACAAAUAGGAAAUGCUUGCUGGGAAUUGUACUGUUUAGAGCAUGGUAUUCAACCCGAUGGACAAAUGCCGUCAGACAAGAUACUUGGAGGUGGUGAUGAUAGUUUCAACACCUUCUUCAGCGAAACCGGCGCUGGGAAACAUGUACCCAGAGCGGUCUUCGUCGAUCUCGAACCGACCGUCGUGGAUGAGGUGCGUACAGGCACAUAUCGGCAACUCUUCCAUCCGGAGCAGCUAAUAACUGGCAAAGAGGAUGCUGCCAACAAUUAUGCACGUGGCCAUUAUACGAUCGGCAAAGAAAUAGUGGACCUCGUUUUGGAUCGCAUUCGCAAGCUGGCAGAUCAAUGCACAGGACUUCAGGGCUUCUUGAUUUUCCAUUCGUUUGGCGGUGGCACCGGUUCUGGCUUCACAUCUCUGUUGAUGGAACGACUAUCGGUAGAUUACGGGAAAAAAUCGAAACUCGAGUUUGCGAUUUAUCCGGCGCCUCAGGUCUCUACAGCCGUUGUCGAACCGUAUAAUUCGAUUCUUACGACGCACACCACCCUCGAGCACUCCGAUUGCGCGUUCAUGGUGGAUAACGAGGCCAUAUAUGACAUUUGCAGACGCAAUUUGGACAUUGAACGGCCAACUUACACUAAUUUAAACCGCCUAAUCGGCCAGAUCGUGUCUUCGAUCACGGCUUCGCUGCGCUUCGACGGCGCGCUCAACGUCGACCUGACAGAAUUUCAAACGAACCUGGUGCCCUAUCCCAGAAUUCAUUUCCCUCUAGUCACCUACGCUCCCGUCAUAUCCGCAGAAAAGGCAUAUCAUGAGCAACUCUCUGUUGCCGAGAUAACAAACGCCUGCUUCGAGCCCGCAAAUCAGAUGGUCAAAUGUGACCCUCGUCAUGGAAAGUACAUGGCAUGUUGCAUGCUCUAUAGAGGCGAUGUAGUGCCGAAGGAUGUUAACGCGGCAAUCGCGACUAUCAAGACCAAACGCAGCAUUCAAUUUGUUGAUUGGUGCCCGACGGGAUUCAAGGUCGGCAUCAAUUAUCAACCGCCCACCGUCGUUCCCGGCGGUGAUCUCGCCAAGGUGCAACGUGCCGUCUGUAUGUUAUCCAAUACAACGGCGAUUGCUGAGGCCUGGGCGCGGCUCGAUCACAAAUUCGAUCUGAUGUACGCGAAGAGAGCCUUCGUACAUUGGUACGUCGGUGAAGGGAUGGAAGAAGGUGAGUUCUCAGAGGCACGGGAGGAUCUCGCCGCUUUGGAGAAGGAUUACGAAGAAGUCGGCAUGGACUCUACCGAUGGCGAAGGAGAUGGUGCGGAAGAAUACUAAAGAUUAGAUCGAGAUUUCUAUUUUUAUUUUUUCAUAUUUCGUAUAUUUAUACUGUGACGCUUGCCAUUUAUCGCUUGUCGCGAGUUUUGCUUGAUUUUGUAACGCAAUUCGAAGCGAUCUACUGCGAUUUGUUAACUUUGCUUCUUAUUCGAUCCCGAUCUGAUCCUCGUGGAAUUUUUGACAAGAGGAGCAUAUUCGGUUCCUUAUAAUAAUUUGUCACUUGGUAUUGCUCGAAGAAACAACUACUGAAAAAUAUAAGCACAUCUAAAAAUA
Atta colombica is the source of this 2259-nucleotide messenger RNA. RefSeq names its product tubulin alpha-1 chain-like. Gene Ontology annotation, biological process: mitotic cell cycle; microtubule cytoskeleton organization. Bases 1 to 1986 code for a protein of 661 amino acids. The record is from RefSeq and is a predicted model, not a curated record. Gene Ontology annotation, molecular function: structural constituent of cytoskeleton; GTP binding. The transcript has 6 exons. Gene Ontology annotation, cellular component: microtubule; cytoplasm. NCBI's taxonomy places the organism in Eukaryota, Metazoa, Arthropoda, Insecta, Hymenoptera, Formicidae.